This is a messenger RNA of Nycticebus coucang (slow loris), 4245 nucleotides long. It is a transcript of the gene ZDHHC1, whose product is annotated as zinc finger DHHC-type containing 1. The transcript is spliced from 9 exons. Gene Ontology annotation, molecular function: protein-cysteine S-palmitoyltransferase activity. The record is from RefSeq and is a predicted model, not a curated record. The coding region runs from base 2762 to 4054 and encodes 430 amino acids. Gene Ontology annotation, cellular component: Golgi apparatus; endoplasmic reticulum. Gene Ontology annotation, biological process: protein targeting to membrane; peptidyl-L-cysteine S-palmitoylation. NCBI's taxonomy places the organism in Eukaryota, Metazoa, Chordata, Mammalia, Primates, Lorisidae.
GCAACGGGUGGAGCUGGCCUCCUCACCCCCUCCAGAUCGUGGCCUGGCUGCUGUACCUCUUCUUUGCUGUGAUCGGCUUUGGGAUCCUUGUUCCCCUACUGCCUCACCACUGGGUGCCUGCUGGCUACGCUGAUGAGAUUGAAUGUGACAAGAGGCAAGACAGAGAUGCCCUGAAGGCUCCUGGGGACAGUGACAAACAUAGACUUGCCUGAACCCAGUGGUGUCUUUGCCCCAGCCCCCCAGGAGAAGAGGACAUGGUUUUAAGGUCAGGGGGUUGAAGUGCCCUUGUCCAGAGAACUUGUACAAGAGUGUCCUAGCAUGUGUGUCCUUCAAGAAGGUGAUCCCCAGGGGAAGGGAGCAAGAGUCACCUAAGGGCGAUUAGCCGGAAUGGGCUUUAAAGCCUGGGAGAUAGAGUCAGCAGCUGAGCUUGGUGUCUGAUCUAGGCCUUCAGGGCUGUGCGGAUUAAAUGGCUUCUGUCAGCUCUCUGGAUCUCAGCCUCCUCCUCUGUCAGCUCUCUGGGUCUCAGCUUCCUCCUCUGUCUGACAGGAAGGGUCCUGCCUCCCGGGAUGAGAGGGCGAGGAGCAUGUUAGGGUAUGUGUGAGCACCAGAACACAUAAAAUGUGAAUGUGAGUGUGCUGGCUUAGAAACUGAAGAACCCUGGCGCUCCCUGGCUUAGAAUGCUCUAACGGCUUCUUCCUGCCUGAAGGAAUGAGGUUCAAGAUCUUUCCAUGGCCUUCAUGGCUCUCUAUGUUGUGGACCUUGUCUGCCUUCCCAGUCUCCUCUGGUACCAUGUUCCCUAUUCUUCUCUGUUUCUGCAACACUAGUGUCUGUCUGGAGGCCCCUUGCCUCUUUCCCUAGCCCCAACACCCAGCUAAGUCAGAGGUUAAUUGGCAGCCAUGAGCUAAGCUGGCCUGCAGAUUUUUCAAAAAUUGAGAUAUAAUUAACACACAAAAUGUACAGAUCUUAAGUAUUCCUUCUGUAGGUCUGUUUUAAAAAUUAUUUAUUUCUUUAACAUUUAAACAUUGAGAAAUCUCACAUAAAACCCCAGAUUUCUGGUUCCUUUGAGAAGCUAGCAUUUGGCAACACGGACUCUCAUUCUUGCAAGGCAGCCAUGAGCUGGAACCACACUCCAGCCAUACCUCCGGCUGGCACUCUGCAUGUUCCCAGCAGUGACGGUCUCCAGCCAGGCCCCCUUUCUUCUUCUCUUUACUUGCCAGGUCCCCAUAAUCCCUUCUUCCCCAAGUCUCAGCUGAGUCAGUUCUUUCUCCUUGAGGCCUUGGGGAGACCCCUUCAGACUAGACAAGGUCACCUGGUUACAAAUUGGCAUAGUCCUGUGAACUUUCUUCAUUGUAAUUAACCCAUUUUUUUAAUGUCUGUGGUUUUCCAGCAGACUGUUGUUUCCUCAGGGCUAGGGACAAGUCUGUCUUGUCCCUGUCUUAUCCCUCAGUGCCUGGCCCAAAGAACAUCUCAGUAAGCAGCUGAUUGAAUGAACCAGGGGGUGGAGCCAAAGAAGUGCUAGAGCAAGCAGAAGCUAACUGUUUGCCCUCACUCUGGUCUGAAGAAGGCUGGAGUGGGGAGGUGCAGGAACUGGCAAUAACAGAGGUUUAGGAGGAGCCAGAACAAAAGGGGUCUCCACCCAGCCCUGAGGAGUGAACUUUAGCUGGAGAGCCACUGAGGGCCUUUGCAGGGUUUGAACAGGGAGUGAUUUGGGUUUAAGCUUUUAAAAAGCUCACUUUGUGAAGAGUAGACUCCAAGGAACACAGGCUGAAGGGGCAGGGUUAGGAGACUAUGGAGUGACCCAGCCAAGAAGUGAAGACCUGACCGCAGCAGUGGCCAUAGGGACAGAGAGGUCAGUGCCAACCAGGGGAUUAUCUCUCAGGUGUGGUGAGACACAUCAGGGCUCAUGGAGAAAUUUGGCAGCUAGGAAGAGGAGGAAGAGAAGAAAGGGGGUUGGACAGAGGAUGGAUGGAGGAUGGAGGGAUGACGUCUGCCUGACUGUCAAGGGCAUGGAUGAAGAAUGGGGUAGGCAGGUUGGGGGAGGGAAGGAAGAAGGUGGACAGCCACCUAGGAAGAAUAUAUGGGUGAUUUUCACAUGGAGACUUAGCAGCAAGUUGUCGGUAUUUGGCCCAAGCACUGAGCAGAUAGGUCCUGGAAGAGCUGCAUUUCAGCUUCAGGAAUUAACCAUGCUGCACCCAUCAGGCUUUGAGCACCCUCCCAGACAUUCAGCCUAGCGCUCCAGGUGCCUGGACUCCCAGUGGGGUAGGCAGUGAGUGUAAAGGUCCCUGUCUGCAAGGGAUUCUCUAUCUGGCCCAGUUACUCGAAGGGGAUGGCUGAAGCCCUCUCAAGAGCUGACUUCUUUUGAAAGCAAGAUAAGCAGGUUCACAACUUAAACUUUAGGUCCCUUGACCUUAGGGGAUGGAUGGUUUGGCCUAAGUUCAGACCAGCCAGGACUUGUGCUGGACCUGGAGCAGUGAGGCCAGGGCCCUGUUUUUGAGCCCCUAGGUGGCAGCAGUGGGCAGUAUUGGCUGUGGGCUCCAUUACCAGAUAGCCCCUCUCCUCUUCCAUUUAAGGGGACAGGGUCCCACUGAAGAGUUCUGAUGAGAAGGCUCAGGGCAGCUGGAGGUGGGACGUGGCACAGGCAGAUGAUCUCUGCUCUAGGGGAGUUGGCCUUUGGGGUGAAGAAGUUCCCUGGCCACAGGGAGUAGGGUGGGCUCCCAGCCAGCAGAGUGUAGAGUGAGUCUUUAACCUGCUGGGCUAGUGCAUGGGCGCUAUCUUUGCCGGCCACCUCGUGGUGCACCUGACUGCCGUCUCCAUCGAUCCAGCAGAUGCUAACGUCCGGGACAAGAGCUAUGUGGGCCCCCUGCCCAUCUUUAACCGCAGCCAACAUGCACACGUCAUUGAGGACUUGCACUGCAACUUGUGCGACGUGGAUGUGAGUGCCCGCUCCAAGCACUGCAGCGCCUGCAACAAGUGCGUGUGCGGCUUCGAUCACCACUGCAAGUGGCUCAACAACUGUGUGGGCGAGAGGAACUACCGGCUUUUUCUACAGAGUGUAGCAUCUGCUUUACUGGGUGUCCUGCUCCUGGUGCUGGUGGCCACUUAUGUCUUUGUGGAGUUCUUUGUCAACCCUAUGCGGCUGCGCACCAACCGACACUUUGAAGUCCUGAAGAAUCACACAGAUGUGUGGUUCGUGUUCCUGCCUGCUGCCCCUGUGGAGACCCAGGCUCCUGCCAUCUUGGCCCUGGCUGCUCUUCUCAUCCUUCUGGGCCUGCUGUCCACAGCCCUGCUUGGCCACCUGCUCUGCUUCCACAUUUAUCUCAUUUGGCACAAGCUCACCACCUAUGAGUACAUCGUGCGGCACCGCCCACCACAGGAGGCAAAGGGGGCCCACAGAGAGCUCGAGUCAUGUCCCCCCAAGAUGCGGCCCAUUCAGGAGACAGAGUUCUACAUGCGGACCUUCAGCCACGUGCAUGCACCACCCCCAGGCUGGGCCAGGCCAGCAUCAGUGAAUGCCAAUCCCUCCAGGCUUCUUGCUACCAGCGGCCAAGUGGAGCGUCCACCGUCCUCCUCCCCAGACACCGUCGCUCUGCCUCCCGCGAUACGACCCCAGAAAAAGAGUACGUGUCGCGUGUAUAAGAUUCCGAAGGCUGAGAUUCUGCGGGGUGAGCACCCCUUCCUAUCCGGGUCUUGCUCAGGGAACUCCGAGGGAGGGAAGAGCAGAUCCCGGAGUCGCAGCCCUUGGUCUCACGUUGCCCUCCUGUGCGCAGAGCUCGGGACCCCAGUCUGCAGCUCCAGCUCGUCGUCUACUGAUUCCGAGGGUGCCAGCCCAGUGCACGCCGCUGGCCCCGCAGGCGCUUACCAUUCGGCGUCAGCCGAGUCCAUGGACGUGAUUCCUGUGGCGCAGACGCGCCUGGGCAGCGCGGCUCUGGCUGCCCCAGGGGGCAGGGGCCGGGAGGCCGGGCUGGCGCUGCAGUCGCGUGCGCCCGCCGUUUUCGUGAGCCGGAGCAGCGGCGAGCCCGGAGCGCGGGGCGGCCGGGAGGCCCGCCUGGCUUAGCUGGGCCAAGGAACAGAAGGGCCGAGGAGGAGCGGCCGGCCCGACUCUCUAUGCAACAUCCCACCCUUGCCGCACCGAGUGCACUUUAGGGGCCCCUACGGCCGGCGGGAUCGGCCUCCUUCCCCCACGACUAAGCAAUACCCGCCCACCUGGCCAUGAUGCUCCAAUAAACUUUUUUAUGCUUUUGCGGA